This is a messenger RNA of Nerophis ophidion (straightnose pipefish), 1762 nucleotides long. RefSeq names its product transmembrane protein 47-like. The record is from RefSeq and is a predicted model, not a curated record. Lineage: Eukaryota; Metazoa; Chordata; Actinopteri; Syngnathiformes; Syngnathidae. Gene Ontology annotation, cellular component: membrane; cell-cell junction. The transcript has 3 exons. Gene Ontology annotation, biological process: cell-cell adhesion. The coding region runs from base 252 to 800 and encodes 182 amino acids.
CUGCCGCCAUGGCUCCCGAUAAUUGUCUCGGCGUGCUUUCCUCCUUCUAGGACCCAGUGAGUGUACCUGCCGGUCCCCCAGGACGUGUGACGUCAGCGGCUUCAGUUCAGGAGCUCCCGGGUGCUCUGCUUCAGUCGUGCCCAACAGGCGCAUUUCCCGUCAGGCGCGCAAAGGCGGCGGAGGACACACCCACGAAAAAAAAAAAAAAAGACCCCGACUUUUCUCCGCGUCCUCGCCCCCGCUGCGGCGACAUGUCCUCGGCCGUCACCGAGACUGAGGAGUCGGUGCGGAGCUCCGCGCUGACGCCGCUCAAGCUGGUGGGGCUGAUGUGCGUCUUCCUGGCGCUGUGCCUGGACGUCGGUGCCCUGAUGAGUCCUGCGUGGGUGACGGCGGACGACCAGUACUAUCUGUCUCUGUGGGAGUCCUGCUGGAAGCCGGCCAGCACCGACAAGUGGCAGUGCAGCAGCACGCUCGGCUCAGACUGGCAGAUUGUCACGCUGGCACUGUUGUUAGGGGGCGGGGCCCUAGUGCUGAUGUCCUUCCUGGUGGUUCUGGUGGCCGUGUGCAUCGGCACCAGGUGGCGGUUCUACGGCCCGGUGGCCUUCAUGCUGUUCGCCACAGUGGUUCUGCAGACCUGCAGCUUGGUGCUGUACCCCAUCAAGUUCAUUGAGAGUAUCAACCUGAAGAUUUACCACGAGUUCAACUGGGGCUACGGCCUCGCCUGGGGCGGGACCAUCUUCUCUUUCGGCGCUGGCGUUCUCUACUGCCUCAACCCCAAGAGCUAUGAGGUGUACUACUAGCUCCCAUCACACCUACGGUACAUGUUUGGAAAGGUUAUCAGGAGGAUCCUCAGGGCUGGGGGCAGAGGAUACGGUUCGGGUGAUUAGUUGUGUUAGAGCCUAGAACUCAAGGAUUGUUGCACACACGUUUACACUGCCGCUUCCAUGCCGUCAUGUGUCUGAAAGAACUUCCGUAAUAUUGCCAGUGAAGAGCUAAGAAAUAGCUAUGGAAGACGUUGGAUUUGGAUGUGUUUGGAUGUGCAGGUGGCAAUGUCCUGCAGUGUUUCUUCACAGUUACAUUUCUCAAACGUUCAUAAUAGAAAGCAAAAGAAACACUCCAAAAUAAUUCACACAGUCAAAAUCAGUCACUUACUGUGAAAUAGCAGAAGGAAAACAUACAACCCAUCUCUUCUUUUCCACAUACAUAACCAUACUAUCAUUGUCAUCCUAGCUUUGUCCCAAGGCUAUGGAAAUGGAUCAAACUGUGUUAUAGAUUAAACUAUCUGUCAGUAUUAGCAAGGUCUUUAGAGUAAAACUACUCAUUCGGAUCGGUCAGACAGUUGCACAAAUUAGCUAAAACUUCAAUGCUAAAUAAAUGAGAAGAUUAUAGCACAUGUUGAUGAUGGCAUAUUGUCACGACUGACUGCUAGCAAUCUGCCAUUGAUCUUUUUGGCCAGACUUUGCAAACUUAUCACCUUCCGAAAAACAAUGCCUAAAAUGUGAAAAUAGUAGGGGUGUAGCGGUACCUGUAUUUGUAUCGAACCGUUUCGGUACGGGGGUUUCGGUUCGGCACGCGGGCGUACCGAACAAGUUCGGAAGCAGAAGUCUUCACAAGCUGCUCUGCUUUCUGCCUCUGUCUCUGCCUCAUUGUCCCGCCCACACGACCAUCUGAUUGGUUACAUACAAAGCCAAUCAGCAGUGCGUAUUCAGAGCGAUGUAACGGCCAAUCAGCAGUGCGUAUUCAGACUUCAGAACGAUGUAGU